CAGUGGAAUUGCUCUUCUCUCUCCAGAGACGCGUCCCGCUCGGAGACCCGCGAAAGAAAUUCCUUCCUACGAGUCGAUUCACGCCAGAAAAUGUCUUCUUCGGGCAAGGACGCCAAUAGCGGGCAUUACGCCAACUAUGUGGGACCGUACCGCCUGGAAAAGACGCUGGGCAAAGGACAGACAGGUCUUGUGAAGCUGGGUGUCCACUGUGUCACAAACCAGAAAGUUGCCAUAAAGAUUGUCAACAGAGAAAAGCUCAGUGAGUCAGUUCUUAUGAAGGUGGAGCGGGAGAUAGCCAUUCUGAAACUCAUAGAGCAUCCUCAUGUUUUAAAGCUGCAUGACGUCUAUGAAAAUAAGAAAUACCUAUACCUGGUGCUAGAGCAUGUGUCUGGUGGGGAGCUUUUCGACUACCUGGUGAAGAAGGGCCGGUUAACACCUAAAGAGGCCCGAAAGUUCUUCAGACAGAUCAUCUCAGCUCUGGACUUCUGCCACAGCCACUCCAUAUGCCACAGAGAUUUGAAGCCUGAGAACUUGUUGUUAGAUGAGAAGAACAACAUCAGGAUAGCAGACUUUGGCAUGGCGUCUCUGCAGGUCGGGGACAGUCUACUGGAGACCAGCUGCGGAUCUCCACACUACGCCUGCCCAGAGGUUAUCAGGGGGGAGAAGUAUGACGGGAGGAAAGCAGAUGCGUGGAGCUGUGGAGUCAUCCUGUUUGCACUUUUAGUGGGUGCUCUGCCUUUUGAUGAUGACAACCUGAGGAACCUUUUGGAGAAGGUGAAGCUGGGAGUUUUCCACAUGCCUCACUUUAUCCCUCCAGACUGUCAGAACCUUCUGCGUGGCAUGAUUGAAGUGGACCCCAGUAAGAGGCUGACGUUAGAGGAGAUCCAGAAGCAUACGUGGUAUCUAGCUGGAAAGAACGAGCCAGAGCCCGAGCAGCCCGUCCCCAGGAAGGUGGCCAUCAGAACACUGGCUUCGGUUGAAGAGAUUGACCCUGACGUCCUGGAGAGCAUGCACUCUCUGGGCUGCUUCAGAGACAAGGACAAACUGACCAAAGAUCUGCUGUCUGAGGAUGACAACCAGGAAAAGAUGAUAUACUUUUUGCUACUGGACCGGAAGGAGAGGUAUCCUAGUCACGAGGACCAGAACCUGCCACCGCGCAAUGAGAUCGACCCUCCCAGGAAGCGCGUGGACUCGCCCAUGCUGAGUCGUCACGGUAAGCGGAGGCCAGAGCGAAAGUCCAUGGAGGUGCUGAGCGUCACAGAGGGAGGUUCUCCCGUACCGGUGCGACGAGCCAUCGACAUGGCCACACACGGACAGAGCAAAUCUGUUUUCAGUAAGAGCUUGGAUAUCACAAACGCUAACUGCAGCAAGGAGGAAAGGUCACGGUCCAUCAGUGGAGCAUCCUCUGGUCUGUCCACCAGUCCUCUCAGCAGUCCCAGGCCCAACCGGCGGUUUUUUAUCCCACCCCAAUCUCCAGACCUAUGCCAGUCCCCCAACUGCAGUCCCACUCAUUCCCCUGAGGUCCGCCUUAAUGGGGUGGGGCCCCGUACACAUAACUCCUACCAGCCAAAGAUGGGGUCCCCCAUCAUGCACCCCCGCACACAGACCCUCCCUGCCAAGCCUAAAGUAUCUGAGAAGCCCUUGCAAACCACCAGGUCCAACCCGCUUCCCAACACUGUCCAGACCUCCACCACCCCUAAAUCUGAGCCCUCCACACCCAGCCAGUCUCUGGCCCCCUGCCUUCCCAACAGUCCUCGUGUAAGGCGCCACCCUCCCCUUACUGUACCCCCCAAGCUUUCUAUCCCCCUCUCCCCAGUACCUCCUAUGUCACCACUCCGCCGCCACCACCUGCUCCCUGACCACAAUGGCAAAUCUGUCCCCAUCACGCAGGUGACUCCCCACCCCUCCCCCAGAGGGAGCCCCCUCCCCACCCCCAAAGGCACCCCAGUGCAUACGCCCAAGGACAGCCCAGCUGGCACACCCAGCCCGACGCCGCCACCCAGCCCUUCUAUCGGUGGCAUGCCCUGGAGGACACGCCUCAACUCCAUCAAGAACAGCUUCCUUGGCUCACCACGCUUCCAUCGCAGGAAAAUGCAAGUUCCUACCCAGGAAGAUAUGUCCAGUCUCACCCCAGACUCCUCUCCAGAACUGGCUAAGAAGUCAUGGUUUGGAAACUUCAUCAACCUGGAGAAGGAAGAGCAGAUCUUCAUAGUCAUAAGAGACAAACCUCUCAGCUCCAUAAAGGCCGAUAUUGUGCACGCUUUCCUCUCGAUUCCCAGUCUGAGCCACAGCGUCAUCUCUCAGACCAGCUUCCGGGCAGAGUACAAGUCCACAGCCGGUCCAACGGUUUUCCAGAAGCCAGUCAAGUUCCAAGUGGACAUCACCUACACUGAGAGCACCAGCGCCACAAAGGAGAAUGGCAUAUACUCUGUCACCUUCACCUUGCUCUCAGGCCCCAGCCGACGUUUCAAGCGUGUGGUGGAGACCAUCCAGGCCCAGCUGCUCAGCAACAAUGACCAACCCGGCAUCCAGCCGCAGAUAUCUGGCAGCCCGUUGAGUAACUUCUUUGACGUAAUUAAACAGCUUUUUUCAGACGAGAAGAACAUCCAAGCGUCCCACUCCCCCGGUGCCCCCGCCACGCCUAGCUCCCCCACCAAGCAUACUCCCAGCAGCAAGCCCAACCAGCCCCCACCCAAUGACUCUAAAUGCCCCCCUGGCAAAGACAAAACAAAGAUGGCCGCCAGCAACAGGACACAGGAACAACCUUAAGGAGCGGUAGCUGUGCAUGACUAGAUGAAGAGCAGUAAUCAGGUCAUUAAACAAGAGAAAUAGGAGAGCUGCUAACUUUGCCCUUUAGUUAGGAGUAAAACAAGAUGAUCUACUUUUUUGCCUAUAAAUUUUGUACUGAAUAAUGGGAAUGGCUAUUUCAGUUUAAAGGUUGAUCCAGUAUUUUACAAUAAGUAGCAGAUGUAGCUUUGUCGUCUCAACCUUGUGUCCCUCUCUAUGUCCUCCUCACAUGUGUGAUGGCUUGACUUGUCUCUGCCACCAGGGAUCAUCCAUAAUAACUAUUAACCUUGGCGAGACUGGCUGACAGCAGCCUGCUUGGCCUGCCAGCACCAAGAAAGUCCGAAACUGAAGACUGAGGACCCCUCACUCUACCCCACCCUUUCUCUUUGAGUCCCUUCCUGCUGCCGCAUCAGUAGAGUACACUUCACCCUUCCAGACCAAACACGGAGACAUCUCAGAAGCGUUGUAAAAA
Messenger RNA from Archocentrus centrarchus (flier cichlid), 3259 nucleotides. RefSeq names its product serine/threonine-protein kinase BRSK2-like. The record is from RefSeq and is a predicted model, not a curated record. Gene Ontology annotation, biological process: protein phosphorylation; intracellular signal transduction. The coding region runs from base 91 to 2769 and encodes 892 amino acids. Gene Ontology annotation, molecular function: protein serine/threonine kinase activity; ATP binding. The transcript is spliced from 20 exons. Gene Ontology annotation, cellular component: cytoplasm. NCBI's taxonomy places the organism in Eukaryota, Metazoa, Chordata, Actinopteri, Cichliformes, Cichlidae.